AUGCUGCUUUUUAUUUUUACGAUCUACAAGAUCGAUGAAGACUUUGAAGUUGGAAAGAACUAUACCAUAGGUAUUUCAAACCCAUUAGAGAAGUACAAUAUUUCUUUUAAUGCCGAAAAUGAAGAAAAUAUGAAAAUUAUUGAUUUAUCAAUUACAUCUCCAGAUUUAUUUCGCGAGAUUAGGAUUGGCGAUAAAGUAAUUUUUAAGAAUUGCUCAAUUCCAAUUAGAUCAAUCUCGGAACUUUCGUUGCGAAAUAUCAAAAUUCCAAUAAUGAUAUUUCCUACUUCACUCACGACGCUUAGCUCAUACUUUGCAGCAGAUUCCUUUAUUGAUAACAUUGAUUUGUCAAAAACAAAUGUAGAUAUAAUUCCGAAUUACGCUUUUGCUGAUACGAAAUAUACAAAAGAAAUAGGAUUACCGAAGAUCUCAAAGUUAAUCUCGGAGUUCGCCUUUCUAAAUUGUGUUAAAUUGUCAAAAAUUUCGAUUCCUCAUGAUUGUGAUAUAGAUAGUGCUAAUUCUGGUUUUUAUAAUUGUUCAGAACUCAAAACAGCCGAUUUAUCGCAUGCAAAAAUUUCAAAAAUUCCAAGAUUUUUAUUUGCAAAUUGUUUUUCACUCGAAAAUGUAAUACUCCCUGAAGUACAGCAGGUAAGUGAAUUCGCUUUCCUAAAUACAAAAGUUUCCGCGGAGCCAUUACAAAGAAUCAAAAAUUUUGAUGAUUAUGCCUUCGCCGGAAUUCUUAGUCACUUCGAAAUUACUCUUCGCCUUCAAAGGAUCCCAAAAGGAUUACUUAUGGACUGUGAAAAUCUCCAAAAAGUUUCUUUUUCGAAAUCUGUCGAAGUGAUCGAAGAUUUUGCAUUUAAGAACUGCAUCUCACUCAGAAUUAUUGAAGUACCAGAAAACUCAGAGUUACAAUCGAUUGGAAUUGAGUCAUUUCAAAAUACAAAAGCUCUUGAAGAAGUUUCAUUAUUGAACAUGAAAGUUAAUAUGAUAUACGACAAGGCUUUUAUGGGUAGUGGUAUUAAGUCAUUUACUCCUUCUAAUUUUCUGAAUGAAAUUUCUGAUUAUGCGUUUUCAAAUUCAUCUAUUGAAAUAUUCAUCGGAAAACCAGAACUCACUCGAUUGCAUCCAGGAUGUUUUAUGGGAUCAUCAUUAUCUGCUGUAGAUUUGAGAUCAUCAAAAAAGAUUUUACAAUUACCGGCCAUGGCGUUCAAAGAUUGCCUUUCCCUUGAACUAGUUUAUCUUCCUGCUAACGAUUUGAUCUUAGGAGCAUCCAUUUUUGAAAAUUGUAUUUCCUUAGCUUCAAUGGUCUUCGCGAAGUCUGUUUCCUUCGAAUCCAAGACAUUUUACAACUGUACAAACCUUCAGUUCGUUCUAUUUUCCGAAAUAAAAGGAAUGACGUCUCGAUUUGGUUAUCAUUUCGCUUAUUGCUCCAAAAUACGGAUAAUUGGAGGCGUUAACUCAGAAGUAAGUCCUAGUGAGCCAAUGAUUAACUUCACAGCGAUCAAUUUCCAUGUAAUUAAAGAUUAUUCUUUUAUGAACUGCACAACAAUCAAAACUGUUAUUCUAGGACCUCAAAGGGAGCUUGGAGAUUACCUGUUUUGGGGCUGUUCAAGCCUAAAUUCCGUUGAUCUUUCUAAAACAGCAAUUCAAAGAAUUUCUACAGGAAUGUUCCUAGGUUGCACCAACCUGAAAUUCUUGUAUUUGCCUCCUGGCUUCCAAUCCUUCGCUCAAUUUUCACUUCAUGGAGUUGAUAAAAUUUUAUUUUGGUAUUGCGGCCGAAAUGACCUUACUUUCGAGUACAACGCGUUGGAUGGUCUCACAGAAUACGAGUUUUUCGCAAGCAACAAUGUAAAACUCAACGUUUCAACACCAAAUAAAAUUGAACGCUGCUGGGAUCAACAAACACCAUCUUAUAACAACCCAACGCGAUCUCCUAAAAUUAUAACAGAUAAUGGUAGGUCAAAUCCUCCAGAAGUUCAUAAAUAUACACCAAGACAAACAGAAAAAGUAACUCCGAACAAUUAUUCGGCCAGUAUUCCACGGGUGAAGUCUGGAUUCGGACCAAGUUUGUAUCAAGGAAGAAAGAAACCAGUAGUUGUCACAAAAAUCACUAUAAUUAUUAUUUCUUUAUUUUUUGUUUGCGCUUUCUUGCCUUCUAUUUGCAUUGCUAUUAGAAUAUGCAAGAAUAGAAGGAUUGAGCAUAUCAAAGACCAAAAUGAUGAGAAAUCUCUUGUUAAUAAUUCAUAUUUCGAUUACAAAGCAGAAAUUGAUUAA
Messenger RNA from Trichomonas vaginalis G3, 2274 nucleotides. Its product is annotated as antigen BSP-related family. Bases 1 to 2274 code for a protein of 757 amino acids. The record is from RefSeq and is a predicted model, not a curated record. The transcript has a single exon. NCBI's taxonomy places the organism in Eukaryota, Parabasalia, Trichomonadida, Trichomonadidae.